GACAGACAUGUAAUCUUUAUAGGAAGUUCAUUAUAUUCUUGUUUUGGUGAACAUGAAUUUUAAAGGAUUUCGUUAUGUAUUUGUUAAAAAAAUUAUUUUAACAGGCAAUAGAACUUAUUCACAAUCAUCCCCAAAUAAAUAUGAGAAUCUUAAAGAUGUGUUAUCGCAAAAAAUUCCUCAGCACUUGAAAUUAGUUAAUGAUUUUAAAAAGCAACAUGGUCAGAAAAAAAUUGGUGACAUAACCAUAGAUAUGAUAUAUGGAGGAAUGCGAGGUAUAAAAGGUUUGGUUACUGAAACUUCAGAACUUGAUCCAGAUUCAGGUAUCAAAUUUAGAGGAUAUACUAUUCCUGAACUACGUACCAAAUUACCAAAAGUAAAACCAAAUGGACAUGAGCCAUUACCCGAAGGUCUCUUCUGGUUACUUAUGACUGGUGAAAUUCCCACUCAAAAUCAAGUUAAAUCCGUCUCAAGGGAAUGGGCUUUACGAGCUGAAAUCCCAUCGCAUGUUGUUACUAUGCUUAAUAAUUUCCCAGCCAAAAUGCAUCCAAUGUCUCAAUUUAGUGCCGCUAUUACAGCAUUAAACACUGAAAGUAAAUUUGUUGAGGCUUAUCAAACUGGCGUUUCUAAAUCAAAAUAUUGGGAGUAUGCAUACGAAGAUUCAAUGAAUUUGAUAGCUAAGCUACCAACAUUAGCAUCCAUUAUUUAUCGAAAUAUUUACAGAGAAGGUACAUCGCCUGGUGCUAUUGAUUUGGAAAAGGAUUGGAGUCAUAAUUUUACAUCUAUGCUAGGUUAUGAGGACAUAAGUUUCACUGAAUUGAUGAGAUUAUACCUCUGUAUUCAUGCUGAUCAUGAAGGAGGUAAUGUGAGUGCUCAUGCAUGUCAUUUAGUUGGAUCAGCUUUAUCAGAUCCAUAUCUUUCAUUCGCAGCAGCUAUGAAUGGGCUAGCAGGUCCUUUGCAUGGAUUGGCAAAUCAAGAAGUAUUAAUAUGGAUAACGAAAUUGCAAAAAGAAAUAGGGGCCAAGUCAACAAAAGAUGAUUUAGAAAAAUUUAUAUGGAAGACCUUGGAAAUGGGACAAGUAAUACCAGGUUACGGGCAUGCUGUAUUAAGAGCAACCGAUCCACGGUAUUUAUGUCAGCGGGAAUUUGCUAUGAAGCAUUUGCCAGAUGAUCCCUUAUUUAAAUUAGUCUCUCAGCUUUAUGAGAUAGCCCCAAAUAUAUUAUUGAAGCAUGGAAAGGCUAAGAAUCCUUGGCCAAAUGUUGAUGCGCACAGUGGAGUUUUGUUAUAUCAUUAUGGUUUAAAGGAAAUGAACUUUUACACAGUUUUAUUUGGAGUUUCACGUGCAUUGGGAGUCUUAGCCUCUUUAACAUGGGAUCGAGCUUUAGGAUUUCCACUAGAAAGGCCAAAGUCAUUGACAACUGAAGGUCUUAUUAAAUUAGUUGGAAUCAAGAAAUGAUUAUUUUAUUAAUAAUAUUAAUGUUUGAAAAUAUUAUACAAUAUCUAAUAAUUGCCAUAAAUCUUGAAAUUCAAGUUCGUUAUUUCUAAAAUUAAAGUUAUUUUUUUCUUUUGAUAUCUACAUAAAAAAUAUUUAAACUAUUAUAACCUUAUAUAUCU
Messenger RNA from Gordionus sp. m RMFG-2023, 1611 nucleotides. Its product is annotated as citrate synthase, mitochondrial-like. Gene Ontology annotation, biological process: citrate metabolic process; tricarboxylic acid cycle; carbohydrate metabolic process. Lineage: Eukaryota; Metazoa; Nematomorpha; Gordioida; Chordodea; Parachordodidae. Gene Ontology annotation, cellular component: mitochondrial matrix. The record is from RefSeq and is a predicted model, not a curated record. The transcript is spliced from 11 exons. The coding region runs from base 53 to 1453 and encodes 466 amino acids.